AUGGACUUUCUUCUAAACCUUCAAUUUCUUCAAUCUCCAUCUAUGUCACUACUACUUUUUAUCUCUUUAUUUAUUUCUAUAUUCUUUUUCUAUUCGCGUAGAAAUAUACCAUACCCUCCUGGCCCGAAAGGGUAUCCAAUUUUUGGCAAUAUCGGCAUCAUGGACCAACUAACCCACCGUGGCUUAGCUCGUCUCGCUAAGCAAUACGGUGGGCUCUUUCACCUCCAAAUGGGCGGGCUUCAUAUUGCCGCCGUAUCAACGCCGGAAAUGGCUCGAGAAGUUCUUCAAGUCCAAGACGGCAUUUUCUGCAACCGGCCGGCCAACGUUGCCAUAACCUACUUGACCUAUGAUCGGGCCGAUAUGGCCUUUGCAAACUACGGCCCAUUUUGGCGUCAAAUGCGCAAAAUAUGCGUUAUGAAGCUAUUUAGUCGAAAACGGGUCGAGUCAUGGGCCUCGGUACGAGAAGAAGUAGACUCCACCGUUCGAGCCAUGUUGGAAAAAACCGGUUCACCGGUUAACAUAGGUGAACUAGUGUUUGGAUUAACUAGGAACAUAAUAUACGGGGCAGCUUUCGGGUCGGUUUCAGACCAAGGGCAAGAAGAGUUCAUGAAAAUAUUACAAGAAUUUUCCAAACUUUUUGGAGCUUUUAAUAUUGCUGAUUUUUUCCCAUGGCUGAGUUGGUUACAUUCACAAGAUUUCAAUAAGAGACUAAUUAGGGCACGAGAAUCACUGGAUGGGUUCAUUGAUAUGGUGAUCGAUGAACAUAUGGUAAAAAAGAAUGACAACAGUAAAAAUGAAAAUGAAGAAGAAAGAGACAUGGUGGAUGAAUUAUUGGCUUUUUACAGUGAAGAUGUGGGUAAAAAUGGUUACUAUGACUCACAAACAAGCACCAUUAAGCUCAACAGAGAUAACAUCAAAGCUAUCAUCAUGGAUGUCAUGUUUGGAGGAACUGAAACCGUAGCAUCAGCAAUAGAGUGGGCAAUGGCAGAACUAAUGAAAAGUCCUGAAGACAUGAACAAAGUGCAGCAACAGCUAACAGAAGUUGUUGGCCUGAACCGAAAAGUCGAGGAAUCGGACCUCGAAAAAUUGACCUACCUCAAAUGUUGUCUGAAAGAGACACUACGUCUCCACCCUCCUAUUCCUCUAUUUCUCCAUGAAACUGCCGAGGAUAGCAUAGUUACGGGUUACAAAAUCCCAGCAAAAUCACGUAUCAUGAUCAACGCAUGGGCAAUCGGGCGCGACCCAAAUGCAUGGGUUGACCCGGACAAGUUUAAUCCUAGUCGGUUUAUGGAAGAUGGGGCGCCAGAUUGGAGGGGAAGUAAUUUCGAGUUUAUUCCGUUCGGGUCAGGUCGGAGGUCGUGUCCGGGUAUGCAAUUAGGGGUGUAUGCAUUGGAGUUGAGUGUAGCUCAUUUGGCUCAUUGUUUCAAGUGGGAAUUACCUGAUGGAAUGGAGGCUAAUCAGCUUGAUAUGAAUGAUGUGUUUGGACUUACUGCCCCAAAAGCUGUUAGACUUGUUGCUGUACCUACUUACAGGUUGAAUUGUGCAUUUUGAAUUGUAAAAGUAUCAUUUAAUUAAGAGCAAAUUUCUAGACACCUCGACAUUUACCAUAAUAUGCACUUGCAUCUCUCUUGUUUCAUA
Messenger RNA from Mercurialis annua (annual mercury), 1638 nucleotides. Its product is annotated as cytochrome P450 84A1-like. Lineage: Eukaryota; Viridiplantae; Streptophyta; Magnoliopsida; Malpighiales; Euphorbiaceae. The coding region runs from base 1 to 1551 and encodes 516 amino acids. The transcript is spliced from 2 exons. Gene Ontology annotation, biological process: lignin biosynthetic process. The record is from RefSeq and is a predicted model, not a curated record. Gene Ontology annotation, molecular function: monooxygenase activity; iron ion binding; oxidoreductase activity, acting on paired donors, with incorporation or reduction of molecular oxygen.